Messenger RNA from Chelonia mydas (Green sea turtle), 3619 nucleotides. It is a transcript of the gene C7H10orf90, whose product is annotated as chromosome 7 C10orf90 homolog. Gene Ontology annotation, biological process: regulation of centriole replication. Gene Ontology annotation, cellular component: centrosome; centriole; cytosol. The transcript is spliced from 9 exons. The record is from RefSeq and is a predicted model, not a curated record. NCBI's taxonomy places the organism in Eukaryota, Metazoa, Chordata, Testudines, Cheloniidae. The coding region runs from base 677 to 2770 and encodes 697 amino acids.
GAUUACACGACUCUAGUGUCUUCUCAUGUGUUCUAGGAUACAGGUUUUUCCACUGGACUUUGAUAGUGUUAUUUAAUGGCAGACAAUCAGUGAGAGUCUCUCUGUUUCUACUUGUGGAAGAGGUGUACACUUGAGCAUGCCAGGAUGUAAGAUGUUGCAGUUGUGCUAUAAGAAAGUAAAGUAGAAAAUUAUGAAGGGCCAUGCCCCCUCUCAGCUGCACAACUCUCAUUACCUUUUUAGGGUAUUGUAACAGAGUGCAGGGAGUGAUCCAAGCACUAGCCAGGCCCAGCAGGAUGGUUCACCUUCCAAGGUCAGAGGUGUUCGGUCUGGUAUAGCUGUGCAGGGGGUGAACAGGUGAUCCUGCACUGCUAAGUAGUUCCCCAGGAGAAGCUGAUUGGGGUAGUUAUCUAAUCAGGCUGGCAGACUGGAUGGGAUAAAGAGCCAAAUAGCCCACCCACCCAAGUCUGAUAAAGAGGCACAGGAAGGAAGUGCUAGGAGAAAGAAAGAAAGAAAAAGAAAAAACCAAACAGGGCUAGCUGAGCCUAAUCACAUAGAUGCUUUAGAGAAGAGAGACCUCUGGUCCUGUCAGGUCCUGAGGAGAGGGCUAAAAGCACUGUAGAUAUUGUAAAUAGACUGUUGCACAGGGACUGUAGUGAUAUUGGUGGAGGGAACUUGAAUGAAAGGAAUCAGAGAAAAACAGUGUGGUGCUAACGAUCCAAAAGAACUCAAAAGCCAUCAGAACGACAAUGCUGCAGAGAGAGAUUCGGACUCCACUAAGGAGUCUGUGGCAUCACAAAACACAAAAAUGAUUUCAUCCAUAGUCAUUUCACAGUUGAUUGAUGAGACUAAAUCAAAAGAAAAUGUGUCUGCUUUGCCGAUGCAGUCUGUGAUCACUCAGCCUAAUGCUUAUCAUACGAAGCAAUCUCUGGCUAAUCAUAGUUCAGUCAACAUUAAUAGAGCAUUCAUGUUACUUUCCAGCAGAUUAGGAAUUCAGGCAUCUUUCGAUGACAACGUAUCUAGAACAAACUCUCGUAAAAAAGGAUUCGCAUCCAUAACAGUUACCACUAGACGGGUUGUUCCACCUUUUAACAACCCAGUGCAGGUAGCUGUUACUGAUUCUCUGUGUUUGAAAUGCUGGGGAGGUGAUGUACUAAUGAACACUACUGCUACUUCAAACAAUGCAGGACGAGCUCAGCACUGCAAACCUUUGCAUAAUCAAGAAUCUUAUAGAAACGGAUAUGCCACCAGAUUAAAGGUUUCUGAAUCUUAUUCACAAGUAUGUGAAGGGCACGGAGACUGGAUUUUUAACAUUGAAAACAAAGAAAACAGAAUAUUUCCUCCAGGCAGCAAUCACAGGAAAAAAGCACCAGUUUCAUUCACUUCAUCUGUUCACUUCAAAAUUUCCCAGGAUUGUCCAAAUACAAUGUAUUACUUCAACAAGUUACUUUCUGUAUGUAUUGACCAACUUCAAAUUAAAAGCCAAAAAAUUCAUAGAUCAAUAUUGUCCUUCAAUAUAAAUUGCAGUUCACCCAGAUUAACACCAGAUGGAGCAGAUGGCAUAGCUAAUGGAGAGUCAAUAGCAGAGAUACUUAAAACAAAGCUCCCAGAAGAAAACAAGACUCCACUCAGAGCAAAUUCAAAUGCAGAUUUAAAAGAAAAUAAUGUAGAUAAAAAACAGACAGCAGAAAAGGAAUAUUUGGGUACUGCAUGCCCUUGGAAAGGUACAUCUCCCUCUGAAUGUCCAGCAUUUGUGGAUACAGCCAAAGGAAUUAAUACUUUAAUAGUCACAAAGCAAAAAGAAGAUAAUUCUGAUAAACAGUGUACUGGCAAUGACAUCAAAUUGUCCAUUCAAGUUCCUAAGUGGAGUUAUGAGACAGGAAUGCAAACUUUUUCUGGAAACCACAGGAGGCAGUACACUAAAGACAAGUACAAUGCAACUGCUCCUGCUUCCCUUAUGGAGCGAGCUCCCAAAGAUGAAUUCAGGGCUGAUGUUGGUGGCUCUUUGAAAGACAGAGAUCCAUCCAAAGGCACUUCAAAGUCCAAAGAGAGUCGAGCACAAAGCUUUCUGAAACCAAAAAUCUCUGUGUCUGAUUGUGUAUGUGAUAUAAAGGCCUUAUCAAAAACUGCACUGGAAGAAAAUGAUAUCCACAGGAAAAAUCAGUUCCCAAAAGGUGAUUACAAAUUCUGUGGUUCAGUUGACAAAAUAAAGGAUUGUAAGAAGAGUGACAAACAAGAGACGGCCAGCAGGGUAACAACCUCCGCAGCUCACUCACCAGAUGUUACUCAUGAGAAACAAGAAGUAUUCACACAGCCAGAAAUCUAUGCUGUGCCUGAGAAAAUUCCAUCCAGCCUACUGUCUCUAAGGGAGGCUCUGGAAGUCCAUAAACCUCAGUUUAUUUCUCGUUCACAAGAACGGUUGAAAAAACUUGAACACAUGGCACAACUGAGGAAAACCCAGCAGAGUGACACUCCAGAAAAGCAAGAAGGAGCUCUUCUUCCUCGCAAACUUUCCUCAGCAUCCAUUUCUAACAAAAAGAAGCAAUAUACCAUUCCUCACCCUCUCAGUGAUAACCUGUUCAAACCAAAGGAAAGGUUCAUUUCGGAGAAGGAGAUGCACAUGAGAUCUAAAAGGAUUUAUAACAACUUGCCUGAAGUGAAAAAGAAAGAAGAAGAAAAACAGAAACGAAUAAUCAUACAAAGCAACAGACUACGGGUGGAGGUCUUCAAAAAGCAACUACUGGACCAGCUUCUUCAAAGAAAUACGGAGUGACAAAGGAGGCCAUUGGAUCUUGAGUGUCUUUGACUAUUAGAUAAGACAUAAAAUUUAGCAUUAUCUUAAUUACCUGGAAACAUCUUUCUUACCUUUAACUCUCUAUGUAAAGGAAGAUAAUUUGUUCUUCAGUAGGAUUUGAAUGAAAGUUCCAAAUAACCAAGAGAGAACCUAUAAAUGAGAAAACUGCUUUAGGACUAUCAUCUUAUAGUUGGUUUACCCAGGGAAAAUAAUUUUAAGAAACUUUUAUGCAAACAUUGGAUUACAAUGGUAUUUAUUUUCACCUUUUAAAUAUAUAUACCCUUUUAGCAAUAGAACUGGGUUUACAAGACCUAGGAAAAUUAUGUUUCCAAAGUAUUCUACUCAUUGAUUUCCUGAGAGUAAAAUCCUAGAAAAAUGAAUAUCAUUAUUUGUUAUGUUUAGAAACUAGCUGAAAUGGCGUUACCACAAUCAUAUGAGCAGCAGUUUUAAAUUAAUGGUUAACAUACCAAAAGGGACCAAUAUUUUAGUGCUCUGAAGGGAGUUCAUUCCUGUUUAUGUAGUGAACCCAAAUAGCAGGGUUACCUUGUAGAAAGCAAUAUUUAGAACCUCAGUAAUAAUACUUUUUACAUGUUCUUCACUAUUACAUAUAAUUCUGCUUGCUUCUAUGAGCAUAAAGUAUUUAAAGAAAUAGCAUAUUAAGAAGUGGCGCAGACCCAUGCAAUGUUUUCCACCAAGAAAUAAGUGUGUGUAAAGAUUACAUAAUUAAAAACAUCUGUAAUGUUUCCUCCAACAAUAUUUAAAUCUUUAUUUGUACAUUUUGGAAGUCAAAUCUACCAAUUUUCAAAUCAAAUGGAAUAAACAAAUAUA